Messenger RNA from Phaedon cochleariae (mustard beetle), 483 nucleotides. NCBI's taxonomy places the organism in Eukaryota, Metazoa, Arthropoda, Insecta, Coleoptera, Chrysomelidae. The record is from the annotation of a GenBank genome assembly.
AUGCCCCGCCGUGGUAGAGCAUCUCCAUCUCCUACAAGAUCAACGCUUCCGGCUAGGACUCCACCUGCAGCACCAGCGCCCCUACAUGCGGCUCCCAAUGUACCAGCUCCUGCUCCAUCCCAAGGUCCAGGUCUCUUUGGACAAAUGGCAGCUACUGCUGGUGGAGUUGCAGUUGGCUCAGCAAUAGGACACACAGUUGGACAUGCAGUUACUGGGAUGUUUAGUGGAGGAUCCUCGGAUGCUCCGGCUCAGCAAGCACCACCCGCUUCUGCCUCUCAACAACAAUAUGCAGGAGAUAGAACUGCAGAACAAUCUGGACCAUGUGCUUGGGAAAUUAAACAAUUUUUACAGUGUGCUAAUACACAGUCGGACCUGACAUUAUGCCAGGGUUUCAAUGAAGCUAUCCAACAGUGCAAAAUCAGAUAUAGUAGGGGCAUGCUCGGCAGUCGUCUGGUCGGCCAGGAGCCGUUAGUCUUCCAGUAG